Messenger RNA from Vigna unguiculata (cowpea), 2542 nucleotides. Its product is annotated as CCCH-type zinc finger family protein. Gene Ontology annotation, biological process: negative regulation of DNA-templated transcription. Gene Ontology annotation, cellular component: nucleus. Lineage: Eukaryota; Viridiplantae; Streptophyta; Magnoliopsida; Fabales; Fabaceae. Gene Ontology annotation, molecular function: metal ion binding; RNA binding. The record is from RefSeq and is a predicted model, not a curated record.
CCGAGGACAAAUCUACAUAUUUUCUGUUUUUUCUCUCUUUUUUUACUCUGUUUAUCAAUCAUUUCUUCUUGUCCCUAGUCUUCCCUCUCAAUCUUCCUCAAUAAUAUGAUGUUUCACAUUUGCACGUGAAGGAAUCUGAGCCCUUUCCAUUUGCAAUGGCUUACCCUCCUUAUCGAAGAUCCCACUUGCGCAGCAACACUUACCAUGCUCUCGUUCACAUCAUCUCUCACUUUGCUGAGUACAACUCUUCACAUGAAACUCCAACUCAACCCUUCAACAUUCCCGAUAAUGACAGUGGUAGAAUGGAUGGAAUAAACCUAGAAAAGAAGUCCAAGUGCUCUGAAGUUGUUGAUUCUGAUAUUUUGAGUCCUAAGGAUGCUAGUAGCCAUAAAGAUAUAGUGGAGGUUCAGGAGAUCAUUGAUGGAGUUGGAGAUAAGGAUACAGAUUUUACUUUCAACAAGAUGGUCCUAGAUGAUAUAGAACAUAUUAUGGAGAUAGACGACAUGUGUACCCAAGUAAAUGGUUUUGAUAAGGAACAUAAGCUAAUGAAUGAGUUUGAACUGGUUAUGAAAGGAACUGAAGAUCUUAUUUGUGAUAGUCAUUUAAUGCCCACUAACACUAAAUUUGAUGGGAAACAUAAUGAUGGCCCUGAAGUUGGGUUGAUGGAUUCUCAUGUAGACAUGGAGGAGGGAGAAAUUUCUGGAGACUUGGGAAAGGAUGACAAUUCAUGUAAUGUGCCUUCAGCAGAUGGUUUAAUUUUACCGCAGAAGCAGGUAGAUGACCUUCAGGAGCCUGUAGAUGUAACUAGAAAUAUGAUGUAUCCUUCUAUGAUUAUGAACCAAGAAAAGGAAAAAGGUUGUGAGCCUACUUCCUCUGUGGUAAAUUCUCUUCAAGAUCGCAAUGAUAGUGGACAAGUGGAGCCUAUAACUGGUGGCAAGAAAGGAAUUGCAUGCAGAGUUGAAGUAGCAACUUCAGAAAAAGCUGUUGAAUGUAAGAAGGAAGACAAAAUGAAGUUGGUGAAUGCCAGUAAAAGGAAAGAGCGUGGUGGAAAGAAAGAGAAAAAGAAGAAGGCAUAUAGAAUGAAGAGAGCAAAAAUGAACAGGGAGCUAGGUGUUAAAAGUAUGCAGUUGCAGAAGUUUGUACAGAAACCGAAAGUUGUCUCACAUUGUCGACAUUAUAUUAUGGGGAGGUGCUAUGAGGGUGACAAGUGUCAGUUUUCACAUGAUGUAGUGCCUCGAACAAAAUCCAAGCCAUGUGGUCACUUUGCUCAUAACUCUUGCAUGAAAGGGGAUGAUUGCCCAUUUGAUCACGAGCUCUCAAAAUAUCCUUGUAACAAUUUUGUAUCCCAAGGCUUUUGUAGAAGAGGUGAAUCUUGCUUGUUUUCACACCAGGUAUCCAAAGAAGAUAUCCCUACCCCUUCAAAUAUGCGCAGACCAGUGUUGUCUACUCUUCAGUCAGGAAAUGCAAAUUCCAACACACCAGUUAGCAAUAAUCAUGGCUCUGGUUCUAUGCAGCAAAAUCCCUUAACUCAUUCUUCUGGAACUCAUUCUCGCGUCAAUGUUGAACAUAAGGUGACAAACACUACACAGAAACAGCCUACACCACCUAAAGGAAUCAGUUUCAUCAAUCUUGCAAAAUUAACACCCAUCCCUUCUGCACCAAAACAAGGCACAGUAACAACGAAGGAAAGUCCUUUACAAACAGGGACCCACGAAGAUCAAAGUGCAUUUAACAAAACUCAAAACAAGGUUGAGAUUGCAAAGAAACUGCCAUCUGUGACACCUAAGGGAGUAAACUUUCUUUCUUUUGGCAAAGGCUCUGUCUCUGGCUCUAAAACUCAUAUUCGUCCCAAUGUGAGUACAGAAAAUGGUUUCAAUUUGCCUCGGUUACUCAAUUUUGGUUUGCCUGAGCAGAUAAACAAGGAUGUCCACUACAAACCUAGUGACAGGACAAAACAAAGUGUAUCACUGUCUGACAUAUUCUUAAAUGAGAUUUUAAGAAAAAAUCAAUCUGUGUCAGAGGGAAUAAAAUCCAAAUUUCCAGAUAAAAGCUCAGCUACACCAAGUCCUUUUGUUUCAUUCCAGUCUUCUGAGCAUCUAAAAUCUGAUUACCAUAAGCAUGCAUCAAACUCAAGUCAAAAGGCACUCUUGUCAACUUUAGCAUUUGCAGCAGAGCGUGAAUCUGUGUCAGAGGGAGUAAAAUCCAAGUUUCCAGAUAAAAGCUCAGCUACACCAAGUCCUUUUGUUUCAGUCCAGUCCUCUGAACACCUAAAAUCUGAUUAUCAUAAGCAUGCAUCAAACUCAAGUCAAAAGGCACUCUUGUCAACUUUAGCAUUUGCAGCAGAGCAUGAAUCUGACAUUAAGAUGAAAUUCCCUUCCGUUGAUUCGUCUGCAUGAUCAGAGGACUCUGUAAAAAAGUUCUGUUGAAUUGCAAAACUCAAUAGAAAUGUUAACCUUCCAAUGCAAUCUGUUUGUAUCUUUAAUGGAAUUUUACAACCCAAUUUUUGGCAAGCUUCAGCCAAUUAUUUCUUCAUUCUCUUCCA